AUGUAUUACCCCCAGCAAUCCCCAAGUAUCUCGCACAAGUUGGCCAACCACCACGACAAUAAUCCCUGGCGGCUUCCCCUUCUUGUACAACAAUCAGGGCAACAGUCGACGGUAGGGCCACCGCCGCCGUCACCGGGAUAUGCUCUGUACACCAACGGUGCACUGCAGCACCAUCCAGGCCACCAUCCGCUACAACAUCCACCCCUUCAGCACCACCACCAGAACUCCAUAUCCCACUACCCAUCACCUCCAAAUGUCCACACGCACCAGCAGCAGCACCUUCUCGCCGCGCAGGGGUCUCCAGCAAGCGGAGGCGCCGUCGUAACUCCUCAAUGGCAGAACCAGCUUUUGAAAUGCGAGAUGGUACGCGCUUCACGUUCGCCCCACCACCGGGCUCGUGCGAGCGCUAUGGCUUCCCGCACCGUCACCAAAUCCGCCAUUCCCAUCACCAACCCCAACCUCGUCAAACCCCCAACCCCUGCAGUCUCAGAAACAAACGGUAAAGAGGCAGAGUCGCCAGAUGGAUCGCCAACGAACGGUGCAGCGGUCAACCACCCUUCGUCGACUGUUGCACCGAUCGCCGAAGCUCCUCGGCCAACGGCGAUAAAACCGCCCGAGAACACCUGGACGUCUCUCGACAUGGGUGGCCUCAACAUCAAGAACCUCCCCUCUUCAUCCGGCCUCUUUUCAUUCACAUUCCUGAUCAACCUCUACCUCAAUCACAACGCCCUUACCGCCGUUCCUCCAGAAAUCUCGAGAUUACGUCAUCUCGAGCUCCUUGACCUCUCGGGAAACAAUCUGAGCACAGUUCCCCCUGAGCUCGGUAUGUUGACGCAAUUGAAAGAGUUCUACCUCUUCGACAACAAUCUUUCCACCAUUCCUCCGCAUUUUGGAACUCUGCAUCAACUGCAGACUCUAGGCGUCGAGGGCAACCCCCUAGACCCACACCUAAAGUCCAUCAUUCAGAAGGAUGGAACACCAGCACUUAUCUCGUACCUACGAGACAACUGCCCCGUGGAAAACGAGCCUCCUGAGCGGGUGUGGAAAUACUUGAUCUCGCCUCAAGAGCAGGAGAUGCUUGCACAAGACCCUAACGUGGAGACGUUCAGUGUGUUGUGUUACAACAUUCUAUGCGAGAAGUAUGCCACAGAGAAGCUCUACGGCUACACCCCCUCUUGGGCGCUCGCGUGGUCGUACCGCAAAGGGCGGAUUAUGGAAGAGUUGCUCAAAUACGAUGCCGACUUUCUAUGUCUACAAGAGGUCGACAUCGCGCAGUUCGAGGACUUUUUCUCUGUCAGCCUAGCAAAGAAGGGCUACGAAGGGGUCUUUUGGCCGAAGUCGAGAUACAAGACGAUGAACGAGACGGAUCGGAGGCUGGUCGACGGGUGUGCCACGUUCUACAAGGCGGACAAGUAUAAACUUGUAGAGAAGCACCUCGUUGAGUUCAGCGCUGUCGCGAUGCAGCGCCAAGACUUCAAGAAAACGGACGAUAUGUUCAAUCGUGUCUUGGGCAAGGACCAUAUCGCCAUCAUCACCCUUCUAGAGAACAUUCACACCGGGACUCGAUUUGUCAUUGCCAACGCCCAUGUCCAUUGGGACCCCAAGUUCAGGGAUGUCAAGCUUGUGCAAGUGGCGUUGCUCCUCGAGGAGGUCGAGAAGGUCGCCAACAACUUUGCGAAGUACCCUCCACCACCACCGUUGAACGGGCACGGAAGCGGAUCAACGACGCGAGCCGAGACAACAGACGAUCGGUCUGAAGCAGGCAGCAUAUCUCCGACAUCUGCCUCUGAAGACGUUGACCGGCAAACCACCUCAGCGCCACCGUACAGACCACCACCCGUCUAUACGGACGGCAUGAAGAUCCCUUUGAUCGUCUGUGGUGACUACAACUCCGUCCCAGAUUCGGGUGUAUGCGAGUUCCUCGCGAACGGGUCCGUGCCGUCGAACCACCCCGACUUCAUGUCGCACAAGUAUGGGCGCUACACGAGCGAAGGCAUCCGGCACCGGUGUGGCCUGAAGAACGCAUACGGGACGCUUCCCAGCGAGAUGACGGCAACGAACUACACGCCGAGCUUCCAGGGCGUGCUCGACUAUGUGUGGUACUCUACGGCGACGAUUGGUGUGAACAAGGUGCUUGGAGGGUUGGAUAAGGGGUAUCUGGAGAAGGUGGUUGGGUUCCCAAAUCCUCAUUUCCCGUCAGACCAUGUCUCUAUCGUCGCCGAGUUCCGCGUCAAGCCUCCUCGGGAUACAGCCCAGCCCCGGCCCCAGCCUCAAAGCCAGUCUUAA
Messenger RNA from Cyclocybe aegerita, 2286 nucleotides. The record is from the annotation of a GenBank genome assembly. Lineage: Eukaryota; Fungi; Basidiomycota; Agaricomycetes; Agaricales; Hemipholiotaceae.